Messenger RNA from Larimichthys crocea (large yellow croaker), 1682 nucleotides. RefSeq names its product apolipoprotein L4-like. Lineage: Eukaryota; Metazoa; Chordata; Actinopteri; Sciaenidae. Gene Ontology annotation, cellular component: extracellular region; membrane. Gene Ontology annotation, molecular function: lipid binding. Gene Ontology annotation, biological process: lipoprotein metabolic process; lipid transport. The transcript has a single exon. The record is from RefSeq and is a predicted model, not a curated record. The coding region runs from base 76 to 966 and encodes 296 amino acids.
UUCCGGACGGUGUUCUUGUUCCAGGAGGAAUCUGGUUCUGGCUUCAUCGAUGAGUUCAGUGAACGUCGACCCAGGAUGCUGCAGUUUCUAAACGACCUGGAGGAGAAUGCUGUUCAGCUGGACCGGAUGAAUAAGGGGGCCAAGAUUUCCCGUGUGGCUGGCAGCUCAGUGGGGGCAGUGGGAGGCGUGCUUUCCAUUGUUGGUUUGGCACUGAUUCCUGUAACAGCAGGAGUGUCUCUAGCUCUGACAAUGACCGCACUAGGGCUGGGGAUCGCCAGUGGAGUUAACAGUAGUGUCACCACCGCCACAGAGAUUGGAGUGAACCGUAAACAUCAGAAGGAAGCCAGUGAAACCUUCCAGAGCUUCAUGGAGGAUGUGCAGAGUCUCCAGGAUUGUCUGGAUAAAGUUACCAGAAGGGAAACAGACCACAUCGAUGUGGCUCUGGGAGUAGGCAAGUUGCUGUGUAAAGCUGCUGUUAUUGGAAAUAGUAUUGAUAAAAUUGUUGAUUCUGCUUCUGCUGCUAAGCUGUUGAAAAGUCCUGGAAACGUGGUGGCCCAGGAAGGUAAAGCAUUACGUAACACGCCCAGGGUGGCCAUCAAAGGCCCUGUUGCCCUCUCCAAGUCAGCCAGAGGUCUCAUUGGCCUCAAUGCUCUUUUCCUCGGCAUGGAUAUCUUCUUUAUCUGUAAAGAGAGCAUCAGUCUGUCCAAAGGCAGCGAGACUGAAGUCUCACAGUUCAUCAGAGCCAGAUCUGCACUCUGGAGAUCAGAGAUGGACUCAUGGCAGAAGAUCUGCGAAUCCCUGCGAGAAGGUCGACUGACAUCGGAGAACAACAAAGUUAUCCUGGAGACGUCAUUUUAUCCGGAGAAGAAGAUGAAGAAAGAAAAAGAAACAGAGCUGGAAAUUCCAUCUGAUGAAGUGGAUAAAAAACAGAAAAAACGGAGAAAACGGCGUUGUGUAAUUCAGUAACAGGGAGCAGAGAUCAUCGUGAGAUAAUUUACAUCAAAUCAUGUAGGAAAACUCAACUCUACUUGACAUGAUCUGGAGUAUUCCUGUAUAUUUUUGACCUGUUGGUUCUCGAGGCCCCAGCACCACCACUGCCUCUGCCUUGCCCUUCAACUCCACCUCCUAAUCCCACGACCUCGACAUUGCCUCACCCAGGAGGUGACCUCUGCAAUCCGGGUUCAACAGCUAGCCAACAGCCCCGUGCCACAAUCACAAACCAAACAUCUCUAAUCUGCCUCUUUUGUCUCUGACCGGCUCCUUAUCCAACUCUUUGAACUCGACUCCAUCCUCCGUCAAAGACGUCUUUCUGUACAGUGUACAGGUAUACACAAUGCUCGCCUGCUGAUGUUUGUAAGACGACAAUCUGUAGAAGAAAGUCUAAAAUUAUACUGGGAUCAGGUAUUAAAGAAAAAAGUAGUGUAAUGUAAUUAUCAAUCAAGCUAAACAUCCCCAAAUAACAAGCCUAAAUAUUAAUUAAAUCUAAUAACGUUGUUUUAUGUUAAAUGUUAAAUUCAAUGAAUGUCUGAAUGUUUAGAGUCAUCAGUAUUUUAUCAAAGAUAAAUCAUGUGUUAUGUUGAUUUCUGCAUUUGAAACCUGGUUGUUGGAUGUUGAACUGUUUAUUAACUUCUUGUCUUAUAAUUAAACUAUUUACCAAUUAUUUUAUCAUUACGAAUGUCAGA